AAUGUAUUUGUUAGGCCCAAAGAUAGAGAGAUAUGUCAUGUAAUAAUGUAUUUUGUUCAAAUUUGGAGAAUACGUGUGGGAAGGGGAGUGGUGAAAUCUUAGAGGUUAAGUCAUGGAGAAAAAGGAUAGAACAAUCAAACAAGAGCUUUGAAAUGGCCAAAAAGUGACCAUAUGGUGGGUGCGAAUAUUUAUGUAUUAUUUUGUUUUUACUCUUCUUUUAUUGCUGAAAGCUACAAUACACUUCUCUUAAUAUAUUGUUUACGUAAAUCACAUAAUCUUCUAUUUUGUUAACUAAUUAGUAAUUAAUAUCUACUUUAGAAACACCGGGACAGAUGAUGAGUAUAUCACAUUCACGCAAUCUGUUGGAGUUUGGUCAGAACGUAUUGAAGCAUGUCUGAAGAUCUUUCUUCAAACAUUAUACAACAUAAAAGUGAGGCGCGCGAAUAUGUUAAUAGCAAAAAGGCAACAAAAGCUAAAUUAAAGAGAUAAAAAGUAAAGUGAUUUGGCCUCAAUCAACGGAAACGUAUCUUAAUUUAUGAGGUUCCCUCUUUCUUUUACUUUUGACACAAGCCAACCGUUGACUAAUAAUACAUACAUGGAACACAGAGAAAUAACAACAAGGGAGGAAUACUUGUCACUGUUUACACCUCUUCCAUAUUGUUUCCUUAACGUUUAAUCCGACCUUGUUCAGCUUUUAAGCGUUUUAAUCAUUACUGGCUGUAAAAGCUUCAUUAAAGGGAUAGGAUUUGAAGGAAAAAAAAUUCAAAUAAGAUUGGAGCAGUGUAAAAAGAAAACGUGAAUUGAGCCAAACGAGGAGGUGGUCCUCGGGAUGAUUGUGAAUGGAGAUAAACCAGCCAGGAACCGCCACAUGUCAUUAUAGCUUUAUAGAUUUCCUUAGCCAGCACCAUUAUUGUGAUUGUAUAAAUAUGACCCUUUCCUUCAUCUCACCCAUUUCCAUUCUCCAUAGACCCAACAACACAAAUAUAUACUAGUAGAUAGGAACCAAAAGCGAAGUCAAGCAAAUAUAAAAAUAAUGAAGAAGAAGGCGGCAGAGUUCGUGAAGGAUAUAAUAAACAUGUUGGCUGGUCUUGCAAAAGACAAGACGAAGGAGCUAAAGAGGAAAACAAGAGCCUUUAAGACCCGUCUUGUAAUAUUCUCGCUACUCCACAACAGAAACAUGGUGGUGAGCUCGUGGUCUCACAAGCUCAAAUCCAAACCAACAUCAAGAAGCCUAGAUGAUGGUGGUAAUAAGGAUAAAAAUAACAUGGUGGUAGUGUAUAGCCACAACGCCAAUAUGUCAACCACUCCUGCUGCCUCUCCGCAAUAUGUACAAUAUGUGGACGAGGAAGAUGAAGAAGAAGAGGAAGAUGAUGAAAAGUAUCCAGACUUGAGACACUCGCUGUUUGAGGCAGAGGGCUCGGUGAUAGACAUGGUGAAACACUCCAAGGAAGACAAGGGAGAAGAGUUUCGGUUGGAAGAUGAGAUCGACAACGUGGCUGAUCUUUUCAUUACCCGGUUCCACCGACAGAUGUGGUUGCAGAAGCAGCUUUCUCUCGAGAAUAUUCAAGAUACAUCGAACUGAUUUCAAUCGUGUGAUAUACAUACACAUAACGCCCCUUCUCUUUUUCUUAGGGUGCGGAGCACGCAAUGAUCCUCUUAGAUUGUUUAGCGUAGUGAAAUGAAAACGGGACGUAUACACAUGUAUGUUUAUAUCAACGUCCCCUCUUUGUUCACGUUUCUUGACCAAUAAAUGAAGUUUUUUUGUUGUU
Molecule: messenger RNA, 1769 nt
Organism: Brassica rapa (field mustard)
Lineage: Eukaryota; Viridiplantae; Streptophyta; Magnoliopsida; Brassicales; Brassicaceae
Source: RefSeq, a predicted model, not a curated record